UACUUCACUCUUCAGCUUCCAUGGACAAUUUUUUCUCCUCCUUCAUCUUCUUCUUCAGCCUCACUAUUCAACCCUUUCACCACUUACCUUAGCCUUUAUCUCAAGCUUUUCUGCCCUAAUUUCGAUUGAUUUUUCAUUUCUCUUACCUCAAGUUUCUAUUUUUAUCUUUCAAAAACCCUUUUUGGAUUCAGCUAAGUGUUGGGGUUUUCUGAAUUUAGCUAGAUAUACACCAUUCUGAUUCCAAAGUUGCACUCUUUUUGGAGAUUCCGGAACUGGAUAUAAACUAUGCUGAAUUGAGGGUUUUGUAGACUUGUUGGGAUGCCAUAUUGAAUUCAAAGGCAGUUUGCAAUUAGUCGAAUUCCCGAAAGACAUGUGGUCAGCCUUUUUACAGCUGAAAUGAAGAAUUUGCAGAGUACAGAGGAAUUGCAGUCACCAACUCAAGCAUCUCAUGAGCCGAAGAGUGAACCACCAAACAAUCACACAAGUGAUGCUCCCGUUGCCGACUCAGGUUCGGCAUCCGCCUCGAGCAAUGAUAACAAGAAAGUUUCGCGGCAGGAUAUCGAGCUUGUCCAAAAUUUAAUAGAAAGGUGCCUACAAUUAUAUAUGAACAAAGAUGAAGUGGUCAAAACACUACUGACUCGUGCUAAGAUAGAUCCUGGAUUUACAACUCUCGUUUGGCAGAAGUUAGAGGAAGAGAAUGCCGAUUUCUUCAGGGCGUACUACAUCAGGCUUAAAUUGAAAAAGCAAAUACUCCUGUUUAAUCAUUUGCUUGAGCAUCAGUAUCAUCUGAUGAAGGGUCCCAUGGCAGCAAAGGUUCCAUUGGCUCCAAUACAGAAUGGAAUCCAUCCAAUGCCUGUUAACAACCUACCUAUGGGAUAUCCAGUGCUACAACAGCCUCCGAUGGCAGCUGCGGGUCAACCUCAUAUGGACUCUAUGGGUAUAUCGAGCUGCCAUGUGGUUAACGGAGUCCCUGCGCCGAGCAAUUUUCAUCCCAUGAGGAUGAAUUCCGGAAAUGAUAUGGUGAUGGACCACGGUGGUCCCGAGAUGGCGCCGGUUGCUCCACCGAAUGGUGCAAUGUCAUCAGUGUCCGACAUGCCGGUGAGUCCAACAUCGGUAGCAUCCACCGGCCAUUUCCCCUUCACUGCAUCAGAGAUAUCAGGAAUGGGCACGGAUACAUCGGCUCUUGACACAGCGUUUACAUCGGAUGUCGCUACUUCGGUAGGGCUACAGCUUGCGGCGGACGGUGGUGCCGGAAUCUCAAGAUCACUUGAUCAAAUUCAGUGGAACUUUAGCCUGUCUGAUCUAACAGCUGAUUUGCCAAACUUGGGAGAUCUAGGAGCUUUGGGAAAUUAUCCUGGUUCACCAUUUUUGCCAUCUGAUUCAGACAUUUUGCUAGAAUCUCCAGACCAACAGGAUAUAGUGGAUGACUUCUUUGUUAAUUCUGAGCCACCAUGCUCCCAAUCAGAUGAGGAGAAAUCUUAAAUGAAGGUGAUGAAUCAAAGUUAUGUUUCACAUUAAAGAAAACAAAUGUUAGCUUAGGGGAAAAAAAAGAAGGAAAGAAGUUAGGACUAAUAAUAAAAAGUUAAAUGUCAUCUAUAUAGCAUAGUUGACAUGUAUAACAGCCUGAAUGAAAUCUUUAUCUAUCAUAUAAAUUUCUAUGUUAAUUAAAUUAAAUGGGUUUUAGAUGCAAUGUUUUGUAUUCUUUUGGGAGAGAUUUGUUGUUCAUGAAUAAAGUGUUGGGAACUGUGUUCUUUUGUAAUUUUAUUUUAUUUUAUUUUAUGCAUUUUGGAUUUAUACUCUUGGAUACUUUUGUCGGUGCCAAAUGUUGAUUUGACUUCUUUA
This is a messenger RNA of Arachis duranensis, 1842 nucleotides long. RefSeq lists its product as uncharacterized. NCBI's taxonomy places the organism in Eukaryota, Viridiplantae, Streptophyta, Magnoliopsida, Fabales, Fabaceae. The record is from RefSeq and is a predicted model, not a curated record. The transcript has 9 exons. Bases 397 to 1482 code for a protein of 361 amino acids.